Molecule: messenger RNA, 2507 nt
Organism: Heteronotia binoei (common prickly gecko)
Lineage: Eukaryota; Metazoa; Chordata; Lepidosauria; Squamata; Gekkonidae
Product: zinc finger protein 3 homolog
Exons: 1
Coding region: 42-2051 (669 amino acids)
Biological process (GO): regulation of transcription by RNA polymerase II
Molecular function (GO): RNA polymerase II cis-regulatory region sequence-specific DNA binding; DNA-binding transcription factor activity, RNA polymerase II-specific
Source: RefSeq, a predicted model, not a curated record
AGAUACUGAGAAGCUGGUGCUGUGAUGCUUUGGACUAACUGAUGGAAACAGAGCUGAUUAAAGUAAAGGAAGAAACUGGAUCAGUAACUCUCCCAACCUGUUGUCUGUGUCAGGAGGAGCUACCAGACUUUUCUGGAUCCCCAGGGCAGACUCCACAGUGCCAGGCCUGCAAAAGCAUUGUUUUGGAGCCUGGGAACUGGUUGCCUGACAACCUAGAGACCCAGGCCCUCCCUGCUGACAGACCUUAUGGUUGUUCUUUUUGCCCCAAGCGCUUCAAAAGGGCCUCAGACCGGCGUGACCAUGAGCGGGUGCAUACGGGAGAAAGGCCUUACGGCUGUGGUAUCUGUGGUAAGCGCUUUACUCAGAGUUCGGUGCUUUCUGGCCACAUGCGUAUUCAUACUGGUGAGCGACCUUUCCAUUGCACAGUCUGCUUAAAGUCUUUCAACAAUGGCUCCAAUUUUCGCAAACACCAACGUAUCCAUGGACAACCAUAUGAAUAUGGUCCCAAGGGGAAGGAUGGGAAGAACUGUACCAUCCUUCGGGGGAAGAAGCAGCAUCAGGCCACAGGCAGUAACCAGUGGCAAAGCAAGAUACUGAGUCAAAAUGGCCACCAAAGCAUCAAGGAACUGAGAGAAGGCGGGAACAGGGCCCACAAUCUUGUUGGGAGACAAAAUGGCCCUUAUGUUAAUGGGCUUCUAGGCCAAGAUGGUGGUAACAACAGUCUAAGGCAACUUGGUAAUAAUGUAGGUCAUUUUAAGAGGAUGAAAGUAAGGCAAGGUGCCACUUACUGUGGCCCUAACCUUGAAAUGAGACAUGGAAGUGUCCGACUUAAGGUAGGUGAUAGCAAAGGAUAUAUUGGUGAACAGGGGGGAAAUGGAAACUGCAGCCUUGAACAAGGGGAAGCUCAAAAUGGCCACAGGUUCAGACUUCUGAAGUAUGGUAGUGGGGGAAAUCACACUAAAGGCCUGAAGUCAAGGAAAGCAGAGGAAAGUGACACUCAGGGAGACCAGAAACAUGUUGCCAGCUAUAGUGGUAGGUUACAGUUAGAUGUUGUCAGCUAUGGAAAAGGCCUCUUAUCAGUGGGUGGCAAUAUUCAUAGCCAAAAUGGUAGUGUCAGGGGCUACAACUUAGACAGGAGGCCUAACGGAGGCUACCUCAAAGGGCUGAAGCACACCAGAGGAAAGGACACCAUUGCAGACAUGAAACAGAAUGGCACUGGGGGAAGUCCAAACAGUGGGCUGAGGCAAAUCCACUAUGACCACUCCACAAAGCUGAGACAAAAUGUCAGCCAUGAAGGGCAUGUCCAUGGCAUGAGUGAAAAUUGCACCAGCCAUUUUGGAGAUCUGAGCCAUGAUGCUAGCACCGGCAAGGAGAAACAGGUGAACUUUCAAACAUGUACUCCUGGAAACAUGAAUUCUCUAGUGCCUAAAAUGUCUGUGGGAACUUGUCCUGAAAGGGGGGAUAUCAUGGUCUGGGAAAAGUCUGAUAUGGAGACCAUGAAGGAAAGAGAGGAACUUGAAGAAUGUUGUCCCUUUGACAGGCGCCCCGGUUCAUCCUCUUGGGCACCAGGCAUCUCCAAUGCGUGCUCUUCGCCUUAUGACCUCUCAGUGUCCCCCCACCACUCACUGCAAGACCAAUUCAGCAGCACCAUUCAGCCCUGGGAAGGAGAGAGUCCUACCUGCUUUCCUUUCCAAGAUUCUGAGCCUUAUGCUCAGCAUUCCCAAUCAGACUUUGAUUCCAAGCCAUUCCUGUGCUUUGCAUGUCCCAAGCAGUUCCGGCGUGCUACUGAUUUGAAGGAGCAUCUGCGAGUACAUACAGGUGAAAGGCCCUUUGGCUGCUCCGUCUGUGGUAAGCGGUUCACGCAGAGCUCAGCCCUGGCAACUCACCGCAGGCUUCAUACUGGGGAAAAGCCCUUUGAAUGCACCGUGUGCUGUCGGCGCUUCAAUAACUCUUCCAACUUUGCCAAACAUCGCCGGCUUCAUUUGCAGGAGAGCACAGGAAGUGGCAAUAAGGGUGUGGAGAAAAUAUCACGGAGUGUCAAGCCACAGUGACUGCUUCAGAGGGUUUUAUCGAUGGUAUGUCGUGGAAAGUGCUGUCAAGUCAAAGCUGAGGGAGGGCAACCCCGCAGAGAUUUCAAGUCAAAGUGGGUUGCUACUGCGUCACACUCCUGGUCUUCCUUGGUGGUCUCCCAUCCAAUUACUAACCAGGGCUGACCCUGCUUAGCUACAGAGAUCUCAUGAAAUGCCUGGGCUAUCCAGAUGGCAUAUGGUAGCUGAAAUCAGAGCUGUGAUAAUUCCUACACUGUAAUACUGAAUUCAGCAUUCAUUCAGAACCUCAUUUUCUCGUUUCAAAGUUCCUAGUCCUUCAGGCUAUGAAGAGGCCAAAAUAAGUGGACAAAGUGGGGCUGAAAAGAAGCUGAGCAAAAUUUGUAGUGAAUCAGUGCCUUGUGUAGUUGUGUGUCCCCUCCCGAGGAUAGCAGAAGAAAAAAAUAAACAAGGAUCUGCUAA